CCCACUACACAUAGGUACCAAUGUGUACACAAGCAGUACAUAUGAUUCCGCACAUACGACAUAUACCGACCGGAGUUGCGUGCAGGCGUCAUAUGUAUAUCAAAGGUAGAUUCAGGGCACCUCAUAUAGGCCAAAAGUUGCAACCGAAGCUCCCUCAACCACCUCCGAUACCUUCUCCUUCUCGAUGAGCCGACGGUCUUGAUUAUCGCAACCUUCAGCUGCCGCCUACCUUCAAGAAUUGCUACAUGGAUUUAGGAGAAGCAGGCGAUUCGCCUUGGGGCGACGUCCCAUCGCAGUCGGUCUCGAAGCCAACCACAUUCGAUCAAGAGAACGACGUGCCGAAAAGUCAAGAUGCCGAAACCUCCCAGCAGUCCCAAGCAUCGCUCAAGUCGCCCGCAGGACGCGGCCCGCGAGGCCCGAUACGUCGUCUCGUAGCUCAACCCACGAAGCUUGAGGCAGUCGACGACCCGCUAGGCCCCCUAGGGCCUCUGGGUUCUAGUAGCGGUCUGAGUGCGGACACCCAGCCCGACGAGCCCCCGGCGCCCCCUCAGAAAGAGCAGGUGGUGAUCCGAACAACCAUGCCCCCGCCUGCGCAGAGGAGAUCGGGCCCGGCAGAUCCGCAUCGCAUCGACGACGACGAAUACGAACGGCCCUCAGGCCCGAGAGCGCCCCCUCCUGUCCAGGCCGCGCUACCGAGCCCGAUCAGGGCUACGAGCCAGCCGAGCGUCAGUGUCGAACAAGCCUCGAAGCCUACCUUCUACAUCACCGUCGGUGACCCUCAUAAGGUCGGGGACUUGACGAGUUCCCACAUCGUCUACUCGGUUCGCACCAAGACUACGUCGAAAGGUUACAAGCAACCGGAAUUCGAAGUGAAGCGGAGAUACCGCGACUUCCUCUGGCUUUAUACCACAAUGCAUGGGAACAAUCCCGGUGUCGUGGUGCCCCCACCCCCCGAAAAGCAGGCGCUUAACCGCUUCGAGAGCAACUUUGUCGAGUCGCGCCGAGCCGCUCUCGAGAAGAUGCUGAACAAGAUCGCCGCUCAUUCGACACUACAGCACGAUCCCGACUUGAAAUUGUUCCUCGAGAGCGAGUCCUUCAACGUUGACGUCAAGCACAAAGAGAGGAGAGACCCUAUACCGGUAGAGAGCAAAGGUGUGUGGGGAUCCCUCGGUAUCAAUGUCGGGGGAAGUAGCAAAUUUGUCGAACAAGACGAUUGGUUCCACGACCGACGCGUCUACCUCGACGCUCUAGAAGCCCAACUUAAGGCGUUGAUGAAGUCCAUGGACACAAUGGUCAACCAACGAAAGGCUAUGGCAGAGGCUGCUGGGGAGUUUUCUGCGUCCUUGCAUGCUCUGUCGACGGUGGAGCUGAGCCCCACGCUUUCCGGACCCCUGGACGCCCUGUCAGACUUACAAUUGACCAUACGGGACGUAUAUGACCGACAAGCUCAGCAAGAUGUCCUGACCUUCGGCAUUACGAUCGACGAGUACAUUCGCUUGAUCGGCAGCGUCAAGCAGGCCUUCUCGCAGCGGCAGAAGGCUUUCUAUUCGUGGCAUAGCGCCGAGUCGGAAUUGCAGAAGCGCAAGGCCGUCCAAGACAAGCUACUUCGUCAGGGAAGGUCCCAGCAAGACCGUCUGAACCAGGCCGACGCCGAAGUAACGGACGCCGAGCGUAAGGUACACCAGGCUCGGCUACUGUUCGAGGACAUGGGGAGACUGAUGCGAUCGGAGCUGGACCGCUUCGAGAAAGAAAAGGUCGAGGACUUCAAGUCUUCAGUUGAGACCUUCUUGGAGAGUGCCGUCGAGGCGCAGAAGGAGUUAAUCGAGAAAUGGGAGACCUUUCUCAUGCAACUGGAUGCCGAGGAUGACGAGACCGCCUUCUACCGGCCGCCCGUAUACCAGACUAAUGACAAGGCUACCGGUCGCGGAGACACCGCGGUAGAUCGGGCGAGGGCGACCAUCGACGAAGACUCGGACUAGUAUAGCAGGAGCGGGGAGCGUUUACAGAAAUACAGUCUUAGAUAGGGCUGUGAAAACUCGAUAUCCUUUUCUGUUUUUUUAUCUUGACUUACUAGGAGCAAGAAAUACCGCCAGGUGAAUGUUAGGACUAAGCACAAC
Molecule: messenger RNA, 2117 nt
Organism: Durotheca rogersii
Lineage: Eukaryota; Fungi; Ascomycota; Sordariomycetes; Xylariales; Xylariaceae
Product: vacuolar sorting protein
Exons: 7
Coding region: 246-1979 (577 amino acids)
Biological process (GO): retrograde transport, endosome to Golgi; protein retention in Golgi apparatus
Cellular component (GO): endosome
Molecular function (GO): phosphatidylinositol binding
Source: RefSeq, a predicted model, not a curated record